AUGUGGUUACCGACGCCGUCCGUCGAGAGCAUAACACGGCCACGGUUAGCUGUGGCCGUAGUCUCUGCAGUGGCUGCGCUCUCAGCAGGAUACUAUGCAUACCAAGUCCGAUCGCAGAGCUUCGAAACACUGCCAGGUGGUGGUCUGCAUAGGAGCAAUGCCAUACGACGUCCACGACGGAACCGGCGAAACGAGGAUGGAUCAAGCUCAUCGUCUGAAGCUGCAGGUGAUGAAAAUGUCAACGCCGAGACGACCCUACCUUUAGGCGAUGGCGAGACGAUAGUCGAUGGUGGAGAUGAAUGGUGGAACGAUCCAAGUUCCUUUCCUUCGAGUCAACGAACUGGACACAACAUUGUCACUCUCUUGUUUCGCGUCUCGGAAGAUAACGCUCGCCGGAAUGGCUGUGUCCAUAGGGGUUGCCAGUGUAAUUCGUGCGGCAUGGUCCCCAUUCGAGGAGUCCGUUAUCGCUGCGCCAACUGUGCCGACUUUGAUCUAUGCGAAACCUGCGAAGCUCAAGGUGUUCACAUCAAGACUCACAUCUUCUAUAAAAUUCGGAUUCCCGCGCCACCUUUCGGUCCUAGGCAGAUGCAACCAGUCUGGUACACAGGUGAUCCAGACACUUGCAGACGUACCUUGCCCCGCAGUCUGAUACCCAAGCUGUCGCAAGACACUGGUUUCGAGAGGCCAGAGUUGGAAGCAUUUUGGGAGCAAUGGACAUUCAUGGCUAAUUCGGAAUGGAGGGAUGACCCUGAUGAGCUUUGUGUCGCAAUGGAUCGCAAAACGUUUGAGCGAUGCCUCGUUCCUACAGGGGGCUCCCGUCAUGCUGCACCAAAUCUUAUUCACGAUCGAAUGUUUUCCUUCUACGACUACAAUAACGACGACCUGAUUGGAUUCACUGAGUUUCUUCAUGGAUUAUCCUACCGAAAGCGAAAGGACAAGCUGCGCAAGAUUUUUACUGGAUACGACUUGGACAGCGAUGGAUAUGUUGACCGGAAGGACUUUUUGCGUAUGUUCCGUGCUUAUUAUGUGCUUUAUAAGCAGAUGCAUAAGGACAUUCUAGAUGGCCUGCAAGAUCAAUUACUCGCUAGCACCGAAGCUCAACAACUCGUUACCAGCCGCCAGCCACUGAGCAGUCUGUUUGGACGCGAGGGCAGAGUUCCUCCCGGCGAGGGUCAGUUCCGCCACGAAGGCAAAACGUAUCAUCGAGAUGGCAGCGUGGAUAUUGCUGAAGGAUAUGAGAAUGUCGUUGCACCGGAUCGUGGUGACACAGCGGCUCGAGGGGACAUUCUGACCAAUCUGUUUGCUUAUGACACCGAUCGUCGCUUUGGUUCCCGAAGACAAUACAUCACAAGGAACGACACUGAUAGCAACUGGCGAACGAUGCGUCGACUGAGCGGCAGCGAAAUUGACCGUACAUACUGGGUAGCGCUUUUGGAACCACCAUCAACUCUAGAGGAACUUCCUGGUCUUAUUAUGGAAACCAUUCACCCAGAGAUCGAGGAGCCUUCUGAUGAUGAGGAUGAGGAUGGCGAAGUAGCCGCUGACGGUGUUAAUGGAACCCGCAACGAGGAGAACGGUGUAGGGGGGCCUUCAAGGACAGAAAGCGAAAUCAGGGCCGGGACCGUUGCCAAAGAACGUAGCAGGGUUCCCAAAAUCGACAAGCGAAAACGGGACAUGGCGCGAAAGCAACUGCACGAGAGAUGGCGGAGGCGACAAUUCUACCUCGAUGAAGAGGAGGGCGGAGUCGAGCCAGAUGAUUGGCAAGGCAGUGAGGAUAUUCUCAGGGAUUUACGCCAGAUGGACGAGGAAUCGAACAAAUACGAACAACACGGCUCUUCAGCGGCGCAAAACGGGUCGAAGGCCCGCUUCACCAACGGCGAUGUCAAGGAACAGGAAGACUAUGAUACGACGACUUCGCCCAGCAGCGCUUCUGAGCAUAUCCCAGAAGGGAGACUACCCCAUGCUGAGCGCGAUGCGGGCAAAGAGAUUCUCUAUCAAGUUACUCAGCAAGCCUUCAACGAACUACUUGACACUAUAUUCAAGCCAGCGGAGGAUCUUGCUGUUGAAGCAGCUGAAACGAAAGAACAACGAGAAAGGUACAAAGAUGUGUUAGAUACCAUCGAACUUGGUGAUGAUGAAAGUUCCAAAUCCGUAGGCGAGGGUGACGUUAAGGUCAGGUCUGCCACGGAUAAGAGCCUCGAGGAACUCCUGUCCGAAACCGGAUACACCAUCGCCUUGCCCGAAGGACGAAAUGCCGUGGAAAUUGAUACCACAGUAGAAACCAUCCACGAAGACGGAACAGCAGAACCAGCUCCCAAACCAGAAACCGAGGAAGUUAUGCCGGUUUCUCAGGGUCAAGACCAAGAUCCUACUCUACCUCAAUUCCGACCCGACACAUCGGAUGUUGCGGCUACUUCUCCAGCUUUAUACUACCCCGUCACACAGCCUUCACCCGACAGUUCCGAUAGCGAUAGCGUUGAUGAGGAACAAGAGACUGAUAGCGCUCCCACAUCAGACAUGCUACGGCACUGGAAGCGCUUGAGUCUUGCAGAGGCCCAGGCUAUCAAGAGAGGCGGAUGGGGCAAACUGAGCUUCGACGAGUUCGAAGCUAUCUACAAGAGCCAGGAGCAUCAGGGCAACAGGCUAGACUACCUUGGAAGUUGGAUAGAUUUUUGCAUUCCUUAG
Molecule: messenger RNA, 2685 nt
Organism: Fusarium venenatum
Lineage: Eukaryota; Fungi; Ascomycota; Sordariomycetes; Hypocreales; Nectriaceae
Molecular function (GO): zinc ion binding; calcium ion binding
Source: RefSeq, a predicted model, not a curated record